Molecule: messenger RNA, 366 nt
Organism: Rangifer tarandus platyrhynchus (Svalbard reindeer)
Lineage: Eukaryota; Metazoa; Chordata; Mammalia; Artiodactyla; Cervidae
Source: the annotation of a GenBank genome assembly
AUGGCUCUGGUCUUGGCCUAUCCCAGAGCUCUAUGCAGAUUGAAUGAGACCAGGGAGGAAGAGGUCAUAGUGGAAUGGGGCAGCUGGCCGAGGGCAGCUGGGGGCAGGGUCUUGACCAGCCUGUCCUGGAAAGGCCUGCUGGGCCCUGCUUCCUUCCUUGGGGAGAGGGUCAUCCCAGGCCGGGGGUCCCCAACCCAGUGCUUAGAGACCCACCUAGUGUCUGAGACCUCAUCAGCCUAUGUCCAAAGUUUCUUUUCCUUUUGCUCCCAGAUUAUGAGGACUAACUCCAAGCCCACCUUUCCCAAAGAUCAGAAAAUCCUGUCCUUCCCAGAGGCUCCUCCUCCAGGGCUCCCCAGACCCCUAUAG